This is a messenger RNA of Anopheles marshallii, 984 nucleotides long. RefSeq lists its product as uncharacterized. The record is from RefSeq and is a predicted model, not a curated record. Bases 1 to 984 code for a protein of 327 amino acids. NCBI's taxonomy places the organism in Eukaryota, Metazoa, Arthropoda, Insecta, Diptera, Culicidae. The transcript has 2 exons.
AUGGACUUUCAGUUCAAAUACGCAUGUUCCUGCAAAAGUCAAAAUAAACUUACGGUCAGCAUUUUACACGACACCAACUAUCAACUGCGAAUGAAAGAUCGGUUGAACACAAUCGUCGAUCAAUCUUGGGAUGAAGCAGAUCCGGAAAUCCUUUCCAAACUGAUGUUUGUUCCAGAUAAUAUCAGCAUAUUAGGCAACCAAACUAACCCGUCGGCCUGCAGGGAAACCAAUCCCAUCCUUCACAGCUGCGAAAAGGAUCUGGCGAUCAUGAAAUGUAUUAGCAAACAUAUUCCGUCCGGAAGUACUUGCCCUUGUGAAGUAAUUAGCAGCAGGUUGUCCACAAUACUCGAUGCCGGACUAGGAGAAAUUAAUAUAGAACCCGUACCAGAACAAUCUUUGCUCGAGAAACUGCAACUGUUGAAGCCAUUCGUUCAAGCGUUUAAAGAAGACGUCUCGCUAACUAACUUCUUGAUAAGGUUAUGGAAACUUGCGAUCCGAUUCUACUGUCCCAGUCUUAUAAAAUCCCUCGCACAGAUAUACCCGCAGUUCCUCAGCGCUCUCGUUGAUGAAUUGAUGAAAAUUCAAGACGCAGGAUAUGACACGCUGCAUUCAUUGAAUGAAUUUAAAUUCUUAUCACGUUGCCUUACGAUAAGCGAAUCCUUUUACGCUACACUAUCCUACCUGACCAAUCAAAGUCGUGCUCGAGCCCAACCAUUAAUAAGCGCUUGUAUACGUGCCACCAAGGAUCAGCUGUCGAGUAAAGAAUACUUUGCCCUGUUCCCGAUGCGAAUCAGGCCAUACGCUAUCGUAAUGAACGAAGUUAUAAAUCCCAACGAUCCUGACCUUGAAAUGCUUAUCGUUCAGUUGAAAACAGAGCAUCCCCGUGACUACAGGAUGCUCAUUAUGAUUUCUCCGGUUUUCUGCUGCCUGGACGAAGCAUUGCCAACAAUGGAUAAUGAGCAUACAGAGAGAAAUGUGAAUUAA